This is a messenger RNA of Plenodomus lingam JN3, 1395 nucleotides long. RefSeq lists its product as uncharacterized. The record is from RefSeq and is a predicted model, not a curated record. Lineage: Eukaryota; Fungi; Ascomycota; Dothideomycetes; Pleosporales; Leptosphaeriaceae.
AUGCAUAGCCAUUUCAACGCCAGUCGCUGCGAUGACGUUUUUGCGGAAUCAACCAUGGUCCUGAAUUGGGGCGCGUUCCUACCACCAUGCGACAACGUGACUGCCAGUCGCGAGCUCAACAUGACGCUAGCAAAUGGUCACCUCUUGCCUCACCUAUUGAACUAUAGGCAGGCGGCACUUGCUGGUCUACAAUGGCCUCGAAAUAGUCCUCCAUUUCCUCCACUCACCAGUCCCUUUUCACACUCUUUCCACAUUAGUGUUAUUGUCCCGCAUCACUCAGCUUCCGAUAUACAACGAGCAAUUUCUUCGACACCAGUCAGCAUGCCAGCAACAACUACUCAGAACUCUUUACAGGUGCCCAAAAGCAGGCUCGUCGGGCCGAGACACUGGUUCCAGCGACAACUGCGCAAGACUACCUCUCGUCAGAUGCUGAAGCCGGAGUGUCAGGCUCCACUGCCCAUCCAGCGGCCACGAACCGCACCCUCAGUCCACACCGGGACGAACGCAAGCACAUCACCUUCGGUACAAGCUCGUCUACUCUCCACUAAAAGAACUCCUUUCUCCACCCAAGUGCAGCCUCCACUACGCCCUCCAAGACCAGAGGCAGACGUGAUGCGGGAUAUCAACGCAUGGCUGGAAGCCAGCACGAUCACACCGUGUCCUCCGCUCAUGGGCGGUCUGCCGUAUUGGCGAACAGCAACGGUUCCAGGUAUCAGAGAUACCAAUCAAGUACAACAUGCCAUCCCAAUCAUUAGGGAACCGGACCGGAGAAGGCCACCUACAGCACAAAGUCAGCACAUCAAGCCGUUUCGUGGGCGUGCUAGAAAAGUACAUGUUCAGAUGCCGUCAAUGCUGCGUGCAGGAUCUCAGCAUCUCGCAGUGCGCAAGCUGGAUAGGCGGUCAACUUCAAUGCCAGUCUUAGCUUUCUCCUAUGAACAGAUGGCCCAGGCUGCCCCGCCUAAGCUCUUAUCUCGUCCACACUCUAUCCGAGACUCUGCUAUUCGGCCGUCUACGGCACAUGAAACUGCAGCGAUCUUUGAUGAGCCAACUGAAAACAAAACUGCUCAGUUUGGAGUACCCUUGAGCACACUCUGCGGCCUGAAAAGCAAUCUUGAUCGCCGUAUAAAUACGAGGUUUCCCUGGACUUCUAGGAGUAGUGACAGCACGCGACCGUCGACCGCUUCCGGAGACCGAGAUCAAGAGGAUUCCAUGGGUGAUCUCUCGGACGCUCCCACCUACUUCUCUGGACCGCCACCACCCUCAUAUCGGUCUCGUGCUGCGUCCCCGCGAAGACUGGGGCACGUGACGGGAACAGAACUUGGAAAACAAGUUGACCAAAGAGUGGAAAUACCGACCGACCAUGUUCACUGCACUUUACGGGAGUGGCGCCUUUAG